AUGGAGGUUCUGCAAUGUGAUGGCUGUGAUUUCCAAGCUCCAUCCUAUGAAGACCUAAAAGCUCACAUUCAGGAUGUUCAUACUGCUUUUCUGCAGCCAACAGAUGUCUCUGAGGAAAACCGUAGCGAGUUGAGGUCUGACUCCAUGAAUGCUAACAACCAGACUGAGACAGAAUUUUCUUUUCUAAAGGAUGAAUUUAUAACUGCAAAUGAAAUAGCAGGACAAAAUACAACAAGUCAGAUGGGAACUGGAAGUUAUUAUAGCCAGAGCCAAAAUUUUUAUGGUCAGCAUAUGGCUGCAAAUCCUAAACCAACCAACAAGUUUUUCCAGUGCAAAUUCUGUGUGCGUUACUUCCGAUCUAAAAACCUUCUCAUAGAGCACACUCGCAAGGUUCACGGAACACAAGAUGGGGGAAGCUCAGUAGGGUCACACACUGCUGGAUCCUUAAAUUACAACAUCAUGAUGCAUGAGGGAUUUGGUAAAGUUUUCUCUUGCCAGUUCUGCACCUACAAAUCACCAAGGCACACAAGGAUUAUUAAGCACCAGAAAAUGUAUCACAAAAAAAAUCUGAAGGAGAGUUUAACUCUUACUGCUACCUCUGCUGUAUCUGAAUUGACAUCUGCCUCUGUGCCAGUGCAGGAACCCUGCAAGGAAUUGCCUGAGGAGGUGGUAGAACGGAGCAUUUUGGAGUCCAUGGUCAAACCUCUAACAAAGUCCAGAGGCAACUUUUGCUGUGAGUGGUGCAGUUACGAGACACCUCGAAGGGAGCGCUGGUGUGACCAUAUGAUGAAGAAACACCGCAGCAUGGUGAAAAUACUGUCAUGUUUGAGGCAGGAACAAGACAGAACUAGUGUGCCUGAUAUGCAGAAUAAGAUAGCCUGGAAUGCCUCCCCAAACUCUACUUAUAUCUCUAUGAAUAUGACAGGAUGUGAUAUGUUGAAUGCUGAUGUCUCAAACUUCAGAAGCUCUAUGGGCAAUUCUCUUAUCAGGUCCAACUCUUCUAUAUCCUCUAAGUUUUAUUCUGUGUCUUAUCCUCAAAUGAAGUCUAAAUUACCUCACAACUUCGGCAUGGUCCAUUUGCCUGACAGAUCCCACUAUGGAGUUGCUGACAUGACAAAUUCCUCUGCUGACUUGGAAACAAGCAGUAUACUAAAUGACUCCAGCUCAGACAAAGAGCUAAAUGAAGUGGACAGUGAGAAUGGUUUGAACUCAGUGGACAACCAGACUUCAGGAAUAUCUGCAAAGCAACUGAUGGGAUCUAAUGGCAACAAGCUGUUGGAAACAAAAGGGAUUCCCUUUAGAAGAUACAUGAACAGGUUCCAAUGUCCUUUUUGUCCUUUCCUCACAAUGCACCGCCGAAGCAUCUCCCGUCACAUUGAGAAUAUCCACCUAUCUGGGAAGACAACUGUAUACAAAUGCAAUGAGUGUCCUUUUACCUGUAAGAGUUUGUUAAAGCUUGGAGUUCAUAGGCAGUGUCACACACAUACGACAUCAGACUGGGACACUGUGAAUUCUCAGAGUGAAAACAUUGUCUCCUCUUUGAAUGACAACAUGAUUUUUUCUGAAAAUGGAACUAUAAAUGAAAGAAAGUCAGCUGGGAUGAUGGAAACAGUGCAGCAGCAACAGCAGCAGUUGCCUCAACCCCAUUUACAGCAUCCUUAUAAGUGCACAAUGUGUAACUAUUCUACCACUACUUUGAAAGGUCUCAGAGUUCAUCAGCAGCAUAAACACUCAUUUUGUGACAACUUACCAAAAUAUGAUGGACUACCAUCCAACAUGCCUCAAGAGAGCGAGGCAGAUGCUCUUACCUCUGUCAGCACAGUGAAGAAAACUCAGACCUCAAUUCUUGGUCUCUCAUCUAAAAAUAACUUUGUUGCUAAGGUCACUCGGAAGGUGUCAAAUGACUGCCCUUUGGAUAUCUCACCAGUGAAGAAAAGAACUAGAAUUGAUGAAAUAGCAAGCAACCUGCAGAGCAAAAUAAACCAAAACAAGCCCCAAGAAGAUGCUGUGCUUAAUGUAGAGUAUUAUGAGGAAGAGGAGGAAGAUGAGGUGGAGAUAGAAGUAGAAUUAGACAGAGAAGAAGAACAAACAAAACCAAUGGUGGAGGUUUCUAGUUCUUAUGCACCCCAGCAAAUGUGGGGGAGAGAGACUAAUGAUUCCCAGAAGGAUGCAAACUUCAUAAACAUGCAUAAUGAUUAUAAUUCCACCAAUGGAGCAGAGAUCGAGCUCACUUUAUCUGAAGAUGAGGAAGAUUAUUUUUCUUCCAUUAACAUGAAAGAUCAACAGAACCCUAAUACCUCUGUUCUGGGAAGCCAGUCAAAUAUGAAUGACCCUCAUCAGAACAACAAAAAUGUGGAAAUUAAUGGUUCUGGCAGGCGUUACAAUUGUAAACACUGUGAUUUUAGCAACAAAUCUGCCAGGAGUGUUAGCACCCACUACCAACGGAUGCACCCCUACAUAAAAUUCAGCUUUAGGUAUAUCUUGGAUCCAAAUGAUCACAGUGCAGUAUACAGAUGUCUUGAGUGCUAUAUUGACUAUAUGAACUUUGAAGACCUGCAGCAACACUACGGAGAGCAUCACCCUGAAGCUAUGAAUAUAUUGAACUCCCAUCACUCUGAUCUGAUCUACCACUGUCACUUCUGUUCUUACACUAGCCCAAAUGUUAGAAGCCUGAUGCCGCAUUACCAAAGAAUGCAUCCAACAGUGAAAAUUAACAAUGCAAUGAUAUUUUCAAGCUAUGUUGUUGAGCAGCAAGAGGGGCUAAACACAGAGUCUCAGACACUGAGGGAGAUCUUAAAUUCUGCUCCAAAAACUAUGGCAACCUCCACCCCUGUGGCUCAUGAGACUAUUGUGCCAGCAAGUUUUAACAAAAGUGCCACAAAGACUUUUAGUCCUGAAUAUGAAAACCAGAAGGCACCUUCGGUCAGUUCUGUGAUUGUUUAUGACUGUGAUGUGUGCUCAUUUGCAAGCCCUAACAUGCAUUCAGUUCUAGUGCAUUACCAGAAAAAACACCCUGAAGAAAAAGCAUCAUAUUUCAGAAUUCAGAAGACCAUGCAUAUAGAAUCUGUUGACAGGGGCUCUGCCCUGGCUCAAAUGUCUUUUGAGAUGGGAGUGUUUGUAUCCUCAAAACUGUCCAACUUGGCUUCUCAACCUCCACCUCCCCCACCACUGCUCCCAGACCUUGCUCCUGAACUCUACUAUUGCAAACACUGUUCAUACAGCAACCGUUCAGUUGUGGGAGUGCUUGUUCACUACCAGAAAAGACAUCCAGAAAUAAAGGUCACUGCCAAGUACAUCAGGCAGGCACCCCCUACUGCGGCAAUGAUGAAGGAUGGUGAGCUGCCACCUGGGAUUCAGAAAAUGCCAGUGUCAGUGCAACAGUUAAGCCAGGGCAGUUCUGAAAGCUCUGCAAAUACCCUUGAGAACGAAAUGUUCUUCUGCCAGCACUGCAAUUAUGGAAACCAGACUGUGAAAGGGGUUCUCAUUCAUUAUCAAAAGAAGCAUCGUGAUUUCAAAGCCAAUGCAGAUGUGAUUAGGCAGCACACAGCCACCAUUAGAAGUCUUUGUGAUCGUAACCGGAAGAAAUCAUCUGGCAGCCUGCCUGCUCACACCUCCAGCACUGAACAGGAUAAGACAAAGCUGAGAGCCCUCAAAUGCAGGCAGUGCAGCUACACAUCACCUUAUUUCUAUGCAUUGAGGAAGCAUAUUAAGAAAGACCACCCAAAUCUGAAGGCCACGGUCACGUCCAUUCUGAGAUGGGCAUUUUUGGAUGGUUUGAUAGAAGCUGGUUAUCACUGUGAAUGGUGUAUUUAUUCACAUACAGAACCCAGUGGUUUGCUUGUGCAUUAUCAAAGGAGACAUCCUGAACAUUAUGUUGACUAUACAUAUAUGGCAACUAAACUCUGGGUAGGUCUAGAUCCUUCCCCUCCUACCCUAGUGAUGCCAACAGAGGCAAAGACCUAUAAAUGCAGAGACUGCAUUUUUGAAGCAUCUUCCAUUUGGGAUAUUACUAAUCAUUACCAGGCUUUUCACCCUUGGACUAUGAAUGGGGAUGAAUCUGUAUUGUUAGAUAUCAUUAAGGAGAAAGAUACUACUGAGAAAAUUGGCACACGACUUGAUGAAGUUAAUGCCAGGAUUAAUUCUGAAAACCAGGUACUAUCACAGAUGGAGCAGGAUGCGGAGGACCCCAGCCUUUCCCAGGAAAAAACUAUUCAACUGACUUCUGCAAACCCUGCCAUCUCCACUCCAUAUCAGUGUACAGUUUGCCAGUCUGAGUACAAUAACUUGCAUGGCCUCCUGACACAUUAUGGCAAAAAGCAUCCUGGCAUGAAAGUGAAAGCUGCUGACUUUGCACAGGACACAGACAUUAAUCCAGGGGCUGUGUACAAGUGCAGACAUUGCCCAUACAUUAACACACGCAUUCAUGGUGUCCUCACACAUUACCAGAAACGGCACCCGUCAGUAAAAGUCACUGCUGAAGACUUUGUGCAUGAUGUGGAACAGUCGAAUCACAUUGCCCAGAAUGACAUAGAAGAGACAUGUAGGAUUUUCAAGCAAGGCUAUGGUGCUUAUCGGUGCAAACUCUGCCCUUACACCCAUGGCACACUUGAGAAGCUCAAAAUUCACUAUGAGAAAUAUCAUGAUCAACCUGAAUUUGAUGUUUUUGUUAAGUCACCACCAAAGGUGUCUGCCUCAGUGGAGCCAGACGUGGUGACUGAAAUCAAGGCCUCCCCAGAAAUUGCUGCUGAUAAUGUUGGAGAAAUCUCUAUCCCAGCACCUCAUUUCUCCACUUCUCACUUAGUGACUCACACAGUGUUCCGGUGUCAGCUCUGCAAAUACUUCUGUUCUACACGAAAGGGGAUAGCCAGGCACUACCGCAUCAAACAUAAUAAUGUUCGGGCACAACCAGAAGGCAAGAACAACCUUUUCAAGUGUGCUUUGUGUUCCUACACCAACCCUAUCCGUAAAGGGCUUGCAGCACACUACCAGAAAAGACAUGACAUUGAUGCUUACUACACUCAUUGUUUAGCAGCCUCCAGGACAGUAAGCGACAAACCCAAUAAAGUGAUCAUUCCAUCCCCUCCCAAAGAUGACACUCUUCAGUUAAGUGAGGAGUUGAGAAGAGCUGUGGAAAAGAAGAAGUGCUCACUUUGUUCCUUUCAAUCUUUUAGCAAAAAGGGUAUUGUGUCCCACUACAUGAAGUGUCACCCUGGUGUUUUCCCUAAGAAGCAGCAUGCAAGCAAACUGGGGGGCUACUUCACUGCCGUGUAUGCUGAUGAAGAUGACAAGUCAACUCCAGCUGAGGAAAGAAAUAACUUUGAAAAGUUUGAGGUGGAGAGCAAGGCUCAGGAAACUGAGUGGCUUCCCUUCAGAUGCAUAAAAUGUUUCAAGCUGUCCUUCAGCACAGCAGAGUUGCUGUGCACUCAUUAUACUGAUCACCACAGCAAGGAUUUUAAGAGAGACUUUGCCAUACUGGGAAGUGGCACUCACUCUCAUAAUGCUGUCUACCAGUGCAAGCACUGUGAUACUAAAUUGCAUAGCAUGGCAGAGCUGACCUCACACUUGAAUAGUCACAAUGAGGAAUUCCAGAAGUGUGCCAAACGUCAGGAGAGAAGGAAACAGCUUUUGAACAAGCAGAAAUAUGCAGAUGGUGCUUUUAUGGAUUUCAAACAAGCGAGGGUUUUUGGACACUUGGAAAAUGCUUCAAACCUUAAGGAGAGGAAAGUAGUAGGCUACAAAUGUAAAUUUUGUGUGGAAGUUCAUCCAACGCUCCGAGCCAUCUGUAAUCAUCUCCGUAAGCAUGUCCGGUAUGGGAAUGUUUCUUCUGUGUCAGAUACAGUAAAGGGUCUGCGAUCUCAUGAGAGGAGUCACUUGGCUUUGGCUGUGUUUACCCGGGAAGACAAAUACAGCUGCCAGUAUUGCUCCUUUGUCUCUGCUUUCAGGCACAAUCUGGAUCGCCAUAUGCAAACUCACCAUGGACACCAUAAGCCAUUCCGUUGCAAGCUUUGUCCAUUCAAGUCCUCUUACAAUAGCCACUUGAAAACCCAUAUAUUUAAAGCGCAUGCUGGUGAACAUGCCUACAAAUGUUUUUCCUGUACAUUUUCCACCAUGACAAUCAGCCAGCUAAAAGAGCAUUCCUUGAGAGUGCAUGGGAAAGCAUUGACAUUACCAAGACCCCGUGUUGUCAGCCUCUCAGCCUCACUUGGCUACUGCACCUCCAAGAAACACACUUCUGCUGAAGAGGUGGAGGACUCUAAUGACUCUUCAUACUCGGAACCUCCUGAUGUUCAGCAACAGUUGAACCACUACCAGUCUGCAGUUCUGUCCAGGAACAAUAACAUCAGCCAAAUCCCACUUUCUGGGAGUGCUGCAGGAAUGGAAAAAACAGAAGCUAUCCUUAACUGUGAAUUUUGUGAAUUCUCCUCGGGUUACAUACAGAGCAUUCGACGUCAUUACCGUGACAAGCAUGGAGGGAAAAAACUCUUCAAGUGCAAAGAUUGUUCCUUUUAUACAGGCUUUAAAUCUGCUUUUACUAUGCAUGUGGAAGCUGGACAUUCGGCAGAUCCUGAGGAAGGACCCAAAGACCUUCGUUGUCCUCUUUGCCUAUAUCACACCAAAUACAAACGUAACAUGAUUGAUCAUAUAGUUCUGCACAGAGAAGAGCGGGUUGUUCCCAUUGAAGUUUGCCGUUCCAAACUGUCAAAAUACUUGCAGGGAGUUGUUUUCCGCUGUGAUAAGUGUACCUUUACCUGCUCCACUGAUGAGAGUUUGCAGCAACACAUAGAGAAGCACAAUGAACUUAAACCUUACAAAUGUCAACUCUGCUACUAUGAGACCAAAUACACAGAGGAACUGGACACUCAUCUUCGAGAUGAGCACAAGGUGAGUCGUAACUUUGAACUGGUUGGACGGGUUAACUUGGAUCAGCUGGAACAAAUGAAGGGAAAAACAGAGAACUCCAGCAGCGAUGAGGAAGAAAAAGAGUCAAGGCACAAGACUGAAGAGAGAGAGUUCAUGAUGUAUGCUGAUGGUGGAGCUCUAGAGAAACGCUUUCCAUGUGAGUUCUGUGGCCGAUCAUUUACAGAGGGCUCUGAGUGGGAACGACAUGUGCUGAGGCAUGGCAUGGCUCUGAAUGAAAGUAAGCAAGGGACCAGAGAGGACAGCAAACUGAAGGAGAACACAGAAAAGACUGUUAAUACACUGACAGUAGAAGAAAAGGAAAACACUGAGAAAAUGGUGGUGGACUUGACCCACAACAGUGAAACUACAGCCAGUGUUGUAGUUGCUGACAAAUCUCUCCAAGAGACCUCAGAGGACAAAAAUGAAUAG
Corapipo altera (White-ruffed manakin) is the source of this 7329-nucleotide messenger RNA. RefSeq names its product zinc finger protein 462-like. Lineage: Eukaryota; Metazoa; Chordata; Aves; Passeriformes; Pipridae. Gene Ontology annotation, cellular component: nucleus. The record is from RefSeq and is a predicted model, not a curated record. Gene Ontology annotation, biological process: regulation of gene expression. The transcript has 12 exons. Bases 1 to 7329 code for a protein of 2442 amino acids.